AUGGCAGCACCAGCAUCGAAUGCCUACGCCCCGCGCAGGUCGGCCGCGUCGCCGGCCUCUUCAGCCUCCACCGAACAGGUCAUCGGCAAGUUCAAGCGUCUGGAACACAUCGGCAAGGGAAGCUUCGCUGAAGUCUAUCGAGGAAUACACAUCGAGAAGAAAGCGUCCGUAGCUAUCAAGUCUGUCAAUAUGAACAAGCUCAACAAGAAGCUCAAAGACAACCUCGUGUCCGAGAUCUCGAUCCUUCGAAGCCUCCACCAUCCACACAUCGUUUCUCUCAUCGACUGCCAGGAAACACCGUCUCGCAUGCACAUCAUCAUGGAGUUCUGUGAGCUAGGUGAUCUAUCAGCAUUUAUCAAGAAACGAGCAGACCUGACCAACCACCCGCAAACCCAGCGCAUGAUCGAAAAGUACCCGAACCCACCGGUGGGAGGACUGAACGAAGUCGUAGUGAGGCAUUUCGCAAAACAGAUGGCCAGCGCCCUGGAAUUCCUGAGAUCCAAGAACUACAUCCAUCGUGAUCUGAAACCGCAAAACCUGCUGCUGAACCCAUCAUCUUUGUACUAUUCCCAAAGUGGUACUCUCGAACGUAUGCCACUGGCUGCUGAUGCGAACUCGCUGAUACCUGCGCUUGGAAUCGAGACGCUACCCAUGCUCAAGAUUGCUGAUUUCGGCUUCGCCAGGAUUCUCCCAACAACUUCGCUGGCGGAAACACUCUGCGGCUCUCCUCUCUACAUGGCUCCUGAGAUUCUGCGCUACGAGAAAUACGAUGCGAAGGCCGAUCUAUGGUCUGUAGGCACUGUGCUGUUUGAAAUGAUGUCUGCACGCCCACCUUUCCGAGCAAACAACCACGUCGAGCUUCUGCGCAAGAUCGAGGAACGAAAAGACCAGAUCAGGUUUCCAGAAGGCCUAGUUUCGACCAGAGCAAUGAAGACGCUCAUCCGCGCGUUGUUGAAGCGCAAGCCUACUGAGCGCAUGUCGUAUGAGAGCUUCUUUUCGGAUCCUGUGAUUCGUGACGAAAUUCCUGGCCUUGUCGACGAGGACGUUCCGUUGAACAUGCAAGCUUCAGAACCAGAACCACCGGUUGAGCAACCCAAGCGAGUCCAGAAGAUGUCUGUCGAGAUGGAACGACGAGCUUCGGAGAGCCCGUACUCGCGGUCGCCCAGAGACCGAACUAGUCUUGGAGGUACGCCGCCAAUCCGUCCAGCGUCGCGAGCCAGUCCCAGCAACCUUGCCGGUACUCCUCCUCGUGCCCCGACAACCCGACGAGCGAGCAAUAUCCCCAUAGCACCUAUCGAGGAGCACGUACCCGCGCCUGUGGGUGAACAGCGGCGUCCAAACCUUCCAAAUGCAAUGACGGCACCUGCACGCCCUCCCAUGGUACAGGACCCAUCGAUGGCAAUUGGCCUCCGCCGCCGCUUCUCACGAGAUGAGCCUCCCCCUGUGUCGUCGGGGUUGAAGCAGCACCUUGAGCGUGAGCGCUUACCGCAAAAGACAGAGGCUGGCGCUAUGAAGGAUGCAGCAGAGCGAGCUGCACAAGAUACAGCCCUAGACGAAGGGUUUGUGUUUGUGGAGAAGCGCCGUGUGGAGAUCGAUGCUCUUGCCGACGAGAUUGCUGCAAGUCCGCAGACACCAAGGGACCGCCUGGUUAAUCGAGAUGGUGCGUUGCGGCGAAGGGCCACAACCCAAGGGUCACCAACUUCCACGACAGGCGCGACUGUUCCCUCAAGAGCAAUCUCCAUCCAACAGAAGACACCGGCUGUCAUCCAGAGACCAGGCUCUUACGAGCGACGCCGACAGUAUCGUCCCAGCUUUGAAAGCGCCACCUCUGCACUCUCCAAGGCCAUGAACAUGGUAAACAUUCGAGGUCUCGGCCUCUCGCCACCCAUGAUGAAGGGUGUUUCGCCGCCGCAAGGUUAUGCUGCUUUUCCUGUAUACCCUACCGCCCAAAGCAGUCUCCUACUCGUUGGCGACAGUGGCAAGAUAUCAGCCAGAGAUGAAGAUGCAAACUCCGUGAAGAAGAUCGAAGAGCUAGCUCAACUGAGCCAUGUCAUCUACGGCUUUGCUGAAGUCAAGUACAAGCAGCUAGUACCUGUCGCGCCAAGUGAUCAGGGACUAGGAGUCGGCCCCACUGGAGUUGCAAGGAAGCCUAGUAGCGACGUGAUCGAGGAUGACGACGAGGACGAAGACCUCACCCCCGAGACGAUACUGAUCAUCUCCGAAGAAGCCUUGGUCCUCUACGUCAAGUCACUCGCCAUGCUCAAUAAGGCUAUGGACGUGGCUGGCAGUUACUGGAACCGACAACGUCGUGGAGGUACCUCUCCUGAAGCAAUGAGCCGCGCGGCCGCAAACUCCGACCGCUUAAAUCGAGUUGUGUCAUGGACUCGAGACAGAUUCAACGAAUGCUGCAUCAAGUCUGAGAUUGUGGCUCGCAAGCUCAAGCAAGCCCAACAGCAGCUGCCAGACGAUCAUCCUAGCCAUCCGCAGAACCUCUCGGCCGCCUCAGGCUCUGCAACCACUGUUGGAUCUGCCGAGAACAUACUUCUCACCACCGGCGUUACAGCUGAGAAGUUGAUGUAUGAUCGAGCACUCGAAAUGAGCAGGACGGCUGCCGUGAACGAACUUGUCAGCACAGAUUUGCCAGGCUGCGAUCUCAACUACUGGACUGCCAUUCUCAUGCUCGAAGCAAUACUCGAGGAGGAAGAUGAAUCGUCCAGCCGCAAGCUUGAUGGUGAAGAGAUCAAUGGACUGGAGUCAGAGGACCGUCAAUCGAUUCAGAAGCUCCUUGAUCAAAUGAGGGGUCGACACCGAGCAUUGAAGAAGAAGCUCGAAAUCCAGAAGGCACAGAAGCGCACAUCGGUUACUAGUGCGCCUUCGCCAUAUCCUACCAGCCGCAGUUCACCCUCGUCUCAGGGAACUGCCCGAUGA
This is a messenger RNA of Ascochyta rabiei, 2928 nucleotides long. Its product is annotated as Non-specific serine/threonine protein kinase. Gene Ontology annotation, molecular function: ATP binding; protein serine/threonine kinase activity. Gene Ontology annotation, biological process: peptidyl-serine phosphorylation; autophagy; autophagosome organization. The transcript has 3 exons. The coding region runs from base 1 to 2928 and encodes 975 amino acids. The record is from RefSeq and is a predicted model, not a curated record. NCBI's taxonomy places the organism in Eukaryota, Fungi, Ascomycota, Dothideomycetes, Pleosporales, Didymellaceae. Gene Ontology annotation, cellular component: cytoplasm; autophagosome.